UUCAAUAAACAAUCUCAAACACCGGUCUCUGUUCACUGUUCACCAGCUCUGACACCGGGGUUUUAGGUUUAUGAUGACGAUUGAUGGGGUUUUAAGGCUUACUUGUGCUCUAUCCAAGUGGUGUUACAAAUGGAGACGCAGUCGAUAAGGCUUCGUUUGGUGUUCGAAGAUGGUUCACUUCUUAGCGAAGCACAACGAUCCGACGGUAUGAACCAGAGUUGGCUUCUAGUCGAACCAAACCAACAUCAGAAAAUCUCCGACGUCUGCAAUCAUCUUCUUCACAGUUUCAACCUUCGUGAUUCGUGCCCUAAUGGCAUCCUCCUCUACAUGGAUGGCUUUGUGUUACCACCAUCUGAGUCAACUCGAAUCCUGAAGGACAAGGAAAUUCUUUGUGUAAAAAGGAAAGAGAUGGGUUUGGCUGAAGCAAUAGAGGGGGGAGAUGCAGGUAAUUUGGUUGACUAUGUGGAGGUCAACAGGAAGGAACCUGUAAGUAAUGCCAUGCUUCUUCUACCAAAUGAAGAGGAAAAGUUGGAAGAUGAAUCUUCAUCUGUAGAAACUGUUUCCAAGAAAAGAAAACUUCAGAGUUCAAAUCAUAGGGUGAGCGGUGUUGAAGGUGAAGUUGUGAGAUUACUUAGCCAAAUGGAUUCAUCAUCUUCUUCAUCAAGUUCGGACUUUGCGUAUUCUUCAUAUUGGCAUUUAUCUUCAUCAUCAAGUUCGGAGGACGUGUCAUCAUCCAAUACAUAUGUGUGUAAUAGUCACGUUUUGUCAACAAUUGCUCAAGCUACAUUCCUUCUUUUUCAUGAUACUGCAAGUUCAAGCGAGCCAAUAAAUACAACAACAAUAGAUCGUGAAGCUUCACAUGAUCGACUCGUGCAAGAUUAUUUCGGUGAGAAUCCUGUAUAUGGUGAUGAGAUUUUCAAAAAAGGAUUCCGAAUGCGAAGAGAAUUAUUCCUGCGAAUAGUUGAUGAUAUGGAGAGAGAAUUUCCAUAUUUUAGAUUAUCAUGGGAUGCUAGAGGCAAAAGGGGUUUCAGUCCGUUACAAAAAUGCAUAUCUGCAAUAUGUCAACUAGCAUACGGGACAAUUCCGAACGAAUAUAAUGAGUACUUGAGUUUGUCCGAAAGAACUUCACGUGAAAGUCUGCAAAACUUUUGUACAAGUAUUAUUCAAUUGUAUGGACAAGAAUAUUUGCGUAAACCGAGUGUUAGUGACAUACAACUUUUGUAUGCGGCACAUGAAUCAAAAUAUGGAUUUCCUGGAAUGCUAGGCACUAUUGGUUAUACACAUUGGACUUGGAGGAAUUGUCCAACAGUAUGGCGAGGACAAUACAUGAGAGGUGAUCUCGAGUUCCCAACAAUUAUGCUCGAAGCAGUAGUCUCGCAAGAUUUAUGGAUUUGGCAUGCAUUCUUUGAUGUCGCUGGUUCCAACAACGACAUCAAUGUUCUCAAUCAAUGGCCAUUAUUUAAUGAAGAAGUAAAUGGAACCGCAUCCACGUGUCCUUUCCAAGUUAACAAAGUAAAAUACAAGCAUGGUUAUUAUCUUGCUGAUGAGAUUUACCCCAAUUGGGCUACUUUUGUGAAAGCAUUUACCUAUCUAGACGACGAUAAACGAAAAAAGUUCAAUGCAACACAUGAAUCGGCAAGGAGGGACUUGGAACAAAUUUUUGGUGUCCUUAAAAGUAGUUGGCGUGUAUUUCGAAACCCUGCACGGGCAAUGGAUCCUAGAAAAAUUAAAAAUACAAUGUACGCUUGCAUUAUAUUACACAAUAUGAUUUUAAAAGACGAAGGUCUAGCAAUAUGUCCAUUUUUAGAAAAUGAUCGUCCAACCGAUCAAAAAGGUCUAAAAGUAAAUCAAGAUACUAUUGAGGAAUUGCGUUGUCAAGAAACUCACAACAAUCUGCGAUUAGAUAUUGUGGAACAUAUUGUAAAUACUUGCGUACCCAACCUAGACUACUAGUUGUAUCUUUAUAGUAUGAUACUAUUUAUUUAGUUGUAAUGUUUGUUUCGAGUUUAUUUA
Molecule: messenger RNA, 2013 nt
Organism: Lactuca sativa (garden lettuce)
Lineage: Eukaryota; Viridiplantae; Streptophyta; Magnoliopsida; Asterales; Asteraceae
Source: RefSeq, a predicted model, not a curated record